Molecule: messenger RNA, 1026 nt
Organism: Schizosaccharomyces osmophilus
Lineage: Eukaryota; Fungi; Ascomycota; Schizosaccharomycetes; Schizosaccharomycetales; Schizosaccharomycetaceae
Gene: ura2
Product: dihydroorotase Ura2
Exons: 2
Coding region: 1-1026 (341 amino acids)
Biological process (GO): 'de novo' pyrimidine nucleobase biosynthetic process; pyrimidine nucleotide biosynthetic process
Cellular component (GO): cytoplasm
Molecular function (GO): dihydroorotase activity
Source: RefSeq, a predicted model, not a curated record
AUGAGUUUAAGACUACCAGGGCUUGCAGACAUGCAUGUUCAUCUUCGCGAUGGCGAAAUGAUGAAGCAUGUGGUUCCUACUGUUAAUCAAGGAGGUGUUUCUGUAGCUUACGUUAUGCCGAACCUUGUUCCUCCUAUUACAACAGUAGACGCUUGCUUGAAGUAUAAAGCUGAAAUCGAACUGUUGGACCGUAAAACAAAAUACUUGAUGUCCUUAUACCUUUCUCCAGAAAUAACACCGAAAGUCAUUCACGACGCCAGUAAACGAGGAGUUCGCGGCGUCAAGUCGUACCCCAAAGGCGCCACUACCAAUUCUGACAGCGGUGUAGAAAGCUAUGAACCUUUCUAUGCUACAUUUGAAGCCAUGGAAGAAACUGGUAUGGUUUUGAAUAUCCAUGGAGAAGUCCCUGCUUCAACCAGUGAUGAUGUAUUUAGUGCUGAGCCAAGAUUUUUGCCUACCUUACUAGACUUGCACAAACGAUUUCCCAAUUUGAAGAUUGUUCUGGAGCAUUGCAGUACAGAAGAAGCUAUUGAAGCUGUAUUAAAUUGUGGUCCGAGUGUUGCUGGUACCAUCACCGCGCAUCACAUGUACAUAACUCAUAAGGAUUGGGAAAAUGAUCCUCAUUGUUUCUGCAAGCCAGUAGCGAAAACCGAAAAGGAUCGUUUGGCUUUGAUUAAAGCAGCUACAAGCAGAAACCCGAAGUUUUUCUUUGGAUCAGACUCAGCUCCUCAUCCCCAAUCCUCGAAACAGAAGACGCCUCCCGCCGCUGGAGUUUUCUCUCAGGCUUUUGAAGCAUCUUAUUUAGCCGAUAUAUUUGACAAGGAAGGAUGCUUACAUGCUUUACAAGAUUUCGCUUGCAAAUUUGGUAGAGACUUUUAUGAUGUUCCCAUUGAAGAAUCAGCCCCCUCGCUAAUCUUGGAAAAUAAUCCUUUUACAAUUCCACCAUUAAUCAAUGACUGCCUAGUUCCUUUCCGUCCUCGAGAGAAUUCAAAUUGGCAAUGUCGAUGGGAGGAAGGCACUUUAUAA